Miscanthus lutarioriparius is the source of this 357-nucleotide messenger RNA. The record is from the annotation of a GenBank genome assembly. NCBI's taxonomy places the organism in Eukaryota, Viridiplantae, Streptophyta, Magnoliopsida, Poales, Poaceae.
AUGGCGUCCGAGGAGGGAGUCGUGAUCGCGUGCCACACCAAGGCCGAGUUCGACGCCCAGAUGGCCAAGGCCAAGGAGGCCGGCAAGCUGGUGAUCAUUGACUUCACUGCCUCCUGGUGCGGUCCUUGCCGCGCCAUUGCUCCACUGUUUGUCGAACACGCCAAGAAGUUCACUCAGGCUGUCUUCCUGAAGGUGGACGUGGACGAACUGAAGGAAGUUACCGCGGCCUACAAAAUCGAGGCGAUGCCGACCUUCCACUUCAUCAAGAACGGUGAGACGGUGGAGACCAUCGUCGGUGCCAGGAAGGACGAGCUCCUGGCCCUGAUCCAGAAGCAUACCGCGUCCGCUUCUGCCUAA